Messenger RNA from Sinocyclocheilus rhinocerous, 395 nucleotides. RefSeq names its product lysozyme g-like. The transcript is spliced from 3 exons. The record is from RefSeq and is a predicted model, not a curated record. The coding region runs from base 117 to 395 and encodes 92 amino acids. Gene Ontology annotation, molecular function: lysozyme activity. Gene Ontology annotation, biological process: defense response to Gram-positive bacterium; peptidoglycan catabolic process. NCBI's taxonomy places the organism in Eukaryota, Metazoa, Chordata, Actinopteri, Cypriniformes, Cyprinidae. Gene Ontology annotation, cellular component: extracellular region.
UUGGCAGAGCAAAGCAGAUGGACCCGGCUGUGAUUGCUGCCAUCGUAUCUAGAGAGUCCAGAGCUGGAGCCGUUCUGAAGGAUGGGUGAGGCGACCAUGGCAAUGGCUUUGGCCUCAUGCAGGUUGACAAACGCUACCACGCUCCAACAGGUACAUGGGACAGUGAGCAGCAUGUCACACAAGCUACUGAGAUACUCAUUGGCUUUAUUAAAGAAGUUAAAGGAAAAUUUCCCAAGUGGACACAAGAGCAAUGCUUUAAAGGGGCAAUAUCAGCCUACAACGCAGGUGUGAAGAACGUCCAAACAUAUGAGCGCAUGGACAUCGGCACCACAGGAGAUGAUUACGCCAAUGAUGUCGUCGCCAGAGCUCAGUGGUUCAAAAGCAAGUGUUACUGA